AUGAUUGAUUUGUUCAAGAAGUUUCAUAUAAACAUUCCAAUCCUUGAAGCCGUGAAGACAAUCCCAUCUUAUGCUAAGUUCUUGAAGGAUAUGUGCAUGAAGAAGAAAAAGUUCAAAGAAUAUGAGCAAGUGGCUCUUUGUGAAGAAGUGAGUGCUAUCAUUCAAAGAAAGCUUCCACCAAAACUUAAAGAUCCGGGAAGCUUCACUAUUCCAAGCAAGAUUGGAGAAACUAGUUUUGACAAUUGCUUGAUGGAUCUUAGGGCAAGUAUCAAUUUAAUGCCCUAUUCAGCUUUAAAGAAGUUUGGUCUUGAAGGAGAUUUGAAACCAACUUCAAUCACUCUCCAAUUGGCAGAUAGAAGCGUGAGGUAUCCUAGAGAAAUCUUGGAGAAUGUACUUGUCAAUUUGCAAGGUUUGUGA
Molecule: messenger RNA, 417 nt
Organism: Rosa chinensis
Lineage: Eukaryota; Viridiplantae; Streptophyta; Magnoliopsida; Rosales; Rosaceae
Exons: 1
Coding region: 1-417 (138 amino acids)
Source: RefSeq, a predicted model, not a curated record